Empidonax traillii (willow flycatcher) is the source of this 429-nucleotide messenger RNA. It is a transcript of the gene ATP5MK, whose product is annotated as ATP synthase membrane subunit DAPIT. Lineage: Eukaryota; Metazoa; Chordata; Aves; Passeriformes; Tyrannidae. Bases 126 to 305 code for a protein of 59 amino acids. The record is from RefSeq and is a predicted model, not a curated record. The transcript has 4 exons.
CCGCGCGGGCUGCAGCCAAUCGGCCUGGGGUGGGGUGGCUGCGCGCGCCGCUCGGCGGCCGCCAUCUUGUGGGAGGGCAGAGGCGAAGGGCAGAGCGCGGCGGCAGCGACCGAGGACAAGCAGCCAUGGCUGGCCAUGACUCGGGAUCUCAACACCAGUUCACCGGAUUUCAGAAGUACUUUAAUUCCUAUACAAUCAUAGGCAGGAGGAAUUAUGUAAUAGCGACGUACACAGCUGUUGCACUCAUCGCCUUGUAUUUCAAGUUUAGGCCUAAGAAGCAAACUCCUGCUGUGGCAGAUAAGUAAAUGGUUGCUGGCAUGUCGGAACCUCUGAUCUGUGUCAAUGUAACGCAAGCUGAUGGCCUGUUGUGCUAAUAAAAUAUAAAUAAUUACUUGUUUUAUUGGAAAUAUGAAAUGGUGCAAAAAAGCU